AAGUCUUCCGGCGCAGUUGCAUGUAGUCCGGUUGCACUCGCGUCAGGCCUGUGUCGGUGCGUGGCGAUGCCACCGGAGCAUCCGGAGCCCACUGCGUUUCCCCGGCGGUGCACAACAAAGCGGCGCUGGAGAUAAAACUUCCCCAGCGAUGUCAGAGCCCCGAGCUGUCGCGCAACUUUAACCCGAGAAGAUGUCAGAUGUCACCAAAACCGUCCAGAAAUGGCACACGAGUUUUAAAAAGGGCACGGAUUUUGAUUCGUGGGGGCAGCUGGUGGAAGCCAUCGAUGAAUAUCAAAUACUGGCAAGGCAACUUCAGAAAGAAGUGCAGUCAUCAAACUCGCAUGAAUUCACCGAGGAACAGAAGAAAACCCUGGGAAAGCUUGCAACAUGCCUUGAAAUGCGAAGUGCAGCCUUACAGUGCACACAAUCUCAAGAGGAGUUCAAGUUAGAAGACCUGAAAAAACUGGAGCCCAUUAUUAAGAACAUUCUGACCUACAACAAAGAUUUCCCUUUUGAUGUCCAACCAGUGCCUUUGAGGAGGAUUCUUGCGCCGGGUGAGGAGGAGAACCUCGAGCUGGAGGAGGAGCUGGAUGCUGGGACUGGAGCAGGAUCAACUCCAUCAUUCCCUUCAAGGGUUCCAGGUACGCUGUUGCCACGAUUACCCUCGGAGCCAGGAAUGACUUUGCUCACGCUGACGAUAGAGAAGAUCGGUCUGAAAGAUGCAGGACAGUGCAUUGACCCGUACAUUACAGUCAGUGUUAAAGAUCUGAACGGAAUAGACUUGAACCCGGUUCAGGACACGCCAGUGGCCACGCACAAGGAGGACACGUAUAUUCAUUUUAGCGUGGAUGUAGAAAUCCAGAAACAUCUAGAAAAACUACCAAAAGGCACAGCUAUUUUCUUCGAAUUCAAACACUACAAACCCAAAAAAAGAUUCACUAGCACAAAGUGUUUUGCUUUCAUGGAAAUGGAUGAAAUCAGACCAGGUCCCAUUGUUAUAGAACUGUACAAGAAACCGACUGACUUCAAGAGGAAGAAACUCAACCUCCUGACAAAGAAACCUCUUUACCUGCACCUCAACCAGACUUUGCACAAAGACUAAACCAAGAUCCGUCAGCCAAACACUUGACGGACAGCAGAGGUUAUAUUUCUCGGAUAUGUUUGGCGCAUCACCUCUAACAUUCCUUGCAAUAUUGGACGCUUUUCUUCAUAUCUAAGUUUGGGACACAGCCUGAUUUCUCUGCGGUGCUUCAUCUGAAAGAGAAAUUAGUGUUAGAAAUGGAAACGAUUGAAAAAAACUGAAUUGUCAAUGAUGUUGAUUUCUGAUGGUAACAGAUGGAUGUAACACAACUUUCCAUUGGUUUUCGUAUUUUGAUUGCAUUAAAGAAACCAAUCGCCAUCAUCUUCCAAACCUGUAUGCUGUUAUUAUUGGAUGGAAAUACUCUUUUUCAUGAAAUGUAAUCAGAAAAAAAAAGACAAAGCACCAUUAAACAUCAUAAAAAUAAUUUAUUUUAUGUUUUUACAUUUUCAUAACCCAUUUGUAGACUUAAUAUUAAACUCUUGUUCAGUGAAAAUCGCCAAUAUGUAAUGUAAUUAAUUGGCCAUUUCAUUCUUAAAGCCAAUUGAAUCUGAAUAUAUAACUUUUUUUUUUGUAUGCAUAUAUACUGUGGGGAAAAACAGCAUACAAAUUUGGAAUAACAGGAGGUGAGUAAAUAUCGACAGAAAAUUAACUUUUAAAUGAACUAUUCCUUUAUAAAUGUUUAACAGACAAGUUUAUUGCUUUUAUCCAGUAUGCAUUGCUUCCUAAUGCUAUUAAAAUGAAGUACAUGAAAACCUAUAAGAACAACACUAAAAACAUCUCAAAUAUAUAUAUUAAAACAUUUUAAAACGA
Molecule: messenger RNA, 1891 nt
Organism: Carassius auratus (goldfish)
Lineage: Eukaryota; Metazoa; Chordata; Actinopteri; Cypriniformes; Cyprinidae
Gene: aida
Product: axin interactor, dorsalization associated
Exons: 10
Coding region: 191-1102 (303 amino acids)
Biological process (GO): determination of ventral identity
Cellular component (GO): membrane
Molecular function (GO): phosphatidylinositol binding
Source: RefSeq, a predicted model, not a curated record